UGGGCGUGGGCGGGGCUUGGCCGAGGAGGGCGUCACUACCAAGACAAAUAUUCGGUUACGGGGCGAUACUUCGGUGCAGACAGCCUUUUUAAAAAUUGUUUAUUUUGUGGUCCCUCUUGGUUUUUUAAAGGACACUGGUUAGUCUUGAUUUGGUAACAUGGCUCGUACGAAGCAGACUGCCCGAAAGUCCACUGGCGGGAAGGCGCCCAGGAAGCAGCUGGCCACCAAGGCGGCGCGGAAGAGCGCGCCCUCUACCGGCGGCGUGAAGAAGCCGCACAGAUACAGGCCAGGCACCGUGGCGCUCAGAGAGAUUCGCCGCUACCAGAAGUCCACAGAGUUGCUGAUCCGAAAACUGCCUUUCCAGCGGCUCGUUAGGGAAAUCGCCCAGGACUUCAAGACUGAUCUCAGAUUCCAGAGUGCGGCCAUCGGUGCUCUGCAGGAAGCCAGUGAGGCGUACCUGGUUGGCUUAUUCGAGGACACUAACUUGUGUGCCAUCCACGCCAAGAGAGUCACCAUCAUGCCCAAGGACAUCCAGCUAGCACGUCGAAUCCGGGGCGAGCGUGCCUAACGCGCCUAAGUCUGGGUGGAGCUUCCACUUUUGUUUUUAUUUUGUAAAAUUUUCCUUCAUUUAUACUCACCCCCGUAUUUAGGUUGUUUUGUAUCAUAUUAGCACUCAAUGGUUUGCAUUUGGGAAUAGUAGCAGGGUUUUUUUAUGUAAAACAUUCCUCCAAUGCCUUCUCAGGUUUUUAAGAUUUAUAUUGUACAUUGUUAUACCUCUGACUCUGUGACAAAUUAAGUAGCUUGUAUGCUUUGGGGAUUAGGCAGCUGAUUAGGAAACGUGUAACAUCUGUCUUUGUAUUGUGAUUAUUGGGUUGUAAAUAAACUUUCUACUACCUCA
This is a messenger RNA of Paramormyrops kingsleyae, 898 nucleotides long. RefSeq names its product histone H3.3A. The record is from RefSeq and is a predicted model, not a curated record. NCBI's taxonomy places the organism in Eukaryota, Metazoa, Chordata, Actinopteri, Osteoglossiformes, Mormyridae. Gene Ontology annotation, cellular component: nucleosome. Gene Ontology annotation, molecular function: protein heterodimerization activity; structural constituent of chromatin; DNA binding.